Messenger RNA from Salmo salar (Atlantic salmon), 5143 nucleotides. Its product is annotated as max-interacting protein 1. Gene Ontology annotation, molecular function: DNA-binding transcription factor activity, RNA polymerase II-specific; RNA polymerase II cis-regulatory region sequence-specific DNA binding; protein dimerization activity. Lineage: Eukaryota; Metazoa; Chordata; Actinopteri; Salmoniformes; Salmonidae. Gene Ontology annotation, biological process: regulation of transcription by RNA polymerase II. The record is from RefSeq and is a predicted model, not a curated record.
AGCUGUGGAGCGAGGUAAACAAACUGGGAGGAGUGAGCACAGGCAGCAGCAGGGACUUUUCAGGCUUUGGGUGGAAAUUUUAUAUUAAUUUUUAUACCAUUUGUAACUGUUUUUCCUGAAUACUUUGAAUACUUUGCCACACUCGUUUUUCGAUUUUUGAAACGGCUGAAAACCUGAAUCACUACCUGUGUUGCAUAUUAAAACUGGGCUGAUUUUUUUCGACAGGGCUUUUAAUUACAGAGCCAGCAAACAAAAUAGCUGACAAGACAUUCAUGAAGUAACGUUUUGUGUUAUACUCAACGAGGAACAAUUAUUCCGAUUUUGGAUCGUGAACCGCAAUACUACCUGUCUUUGAAAUAGUAUCAGAAGUUGUAGAAACGUUUAGCUAACGUUCGCUAGCUCCAGCAGAAUGACGGCAGUGCAGUUGAUGAACAUCCAGAGGUUGUUGGAAGCGGCAGAAUAUCUUGAUAGAAAGGAGAGAGAGUGUGAACACGGAUAUGCAUCGACGUUUCCGUCGUCAAUUCAGAACACGAACUACCAGAGGCAAAAUAAAUUUCGAAACAAGAAGUUCCACAAUAACCAUAACAGGUCUACACAUAAUGAGUUGGAGAAGAAUAGGAGAGCCCACCUGCGUCUGUGUUUGGAGAGGUUGAAGGCCCUCAUCCCUCUGGGAAAAGACUGUAACCGUCACACUACCCUGGGGCUGCUCAACAAAGCCAAAUCACAUAUUAAGAAACUUGAAGAGGCGGACCGUAAGAGCCGUAACCAGCUGGACAGUCUGGAGAGGGAGCAGAGGCACCUCCAGCGCCAGUUGGACCUGCUGCAGGGGGGCACCGGGGCCGGGGUAGGAGGCACCGGGCCGGGGGAGGGAGAGAGGAUACGCAUGGACAGCGUGGGCUCCACCCUCUGCUCCUCCGAGCGCUCCGACUCGGACCAAGAGGAGAUUGAGGUGGACGUGGAGUCUACAGAGUUCUCGGAGCACGGGGAACUGGACUCGGUUUCUACGGCCUCCACCAGCGAUCUAGAUGACCACAGCAGCCUUCAGAGUCUAGCCAGCGACGAGGGCUACUCCAGCUGCAGCAUCCUCAAACUCUCCUCAGCCUUCUCCGGAUCCUCCUCAUAGGAGAUGGCUGUUGGGUGUAGACUCCUCCCCCCACCUCGGGGGGGGCUAAACCAACAUCCAAAGACCAACCAUCUGAACCUGGCCAGCGACGAAGGUUACGAGGGCGAACGUUAAUCCAGCGUCCUCGUCAAACUCAGCGCCUUCUCUGACCGGCCGAUUAGAGUUGUCUCCAGCCCCAGCUCCAACCUGCAAAAACCUUGGCCUCCCACCUCCAUCCACCGACCCUGUUGUGUAUCGUCAUGUCACCCAUCUACAUGUAUCAUCGCCGACUACUCCGUCGCCAUGGCAUCCCUCAAGUGACGCCCUGACAUCCUUCUAACUUCCUGUCUGUAACCCCUGUCUGUAACAUCGCACCAUCCGUCGCUCUGCUCCAAUUCGCUGCUGAACCUCAACCCCCAGUCCGAGUAGAACCCCCCCCCGGAACCCCUCAACCCCCCCUCCGUCCCAAGCAGAAGGUCCAACCCCCCGCAUCGUCCCGAUAACAGGUACAUGAAGAACAGAGAUUGAUCCAAACACAGAACCAACCAACCUUUAUUUUGAGAAUCUGAAUAAGAGCAAUGGUUUUAGAAGAGAUUUGAACUUGAGUGGCUUUAUGAAUGAUUGAAGAUGAAAAAGUAUGUAUUUUUAUGAAUGUGCUGGGAUCAGCAUUAUCUUGGUUUUAUUGCAGACAUAAUCGAAGGGAAUAGACCACUUUUUAAAUCAAACAAUUGAUUAAGUUAUUUUAGAAACAAACAAAAAAACAACCCCAUAUUUUAGCAUCAGAAAUGCACUUACAUUUCUAAUAUAUAUUAGAAUAUUUUAUGAGUUUUAAAACCCUGUUUGGUUCUAUGUGUUUGAGUGUUUGUUCUGGUCUUGUGUCCAAAGUCAAGUCAAUGUUCUGCUGGACUUAAAAACAAAUUUGGGAACAAGUGGUAAUUUGGACACAGACUCUGUGGAAUGUCAAGAAGUCUACUUGCCAUAUCAACACAUUUUGUCCCUUGAACGACCACAGCACUGCAUCCAGCAGACACUUGAAAUGGUGCUACCUGAAACAGCAACAACAAACCCAUCAACAACGCAGCUCAAACGCUUUUACAACCAACGAUCCUUGUCUGCCGUGUCAUACAGGACGUUUCCAUCCAAACGAAUGGAGGAGAAAAAAAACAUGCAUUAUAUGCAUUCCCAUGGAACGUGGGUGGUGCUUGGUGUGGAAAUCAAUCUUCAAAUGUGUUUUUACAACAACGCAGCUACCACAACAAGCUAUCCUGCACCUGCCUACCUUAUGGCUGUCCAUAGAAACAAAUCGGCACAAUUUAAAUAGAAAGAAUACCAAGGAACUUUGGACUAUAGAGACAACAUCAUCCUUUCUCUCUAUCCAGCAGUAACAAGCAAUAACUAUUUCUAGUUGUCUUUUGUUUUUUUACCAUUUGAGCUCCUCCUGUUUUUCCCCCUCUCUUUUCCAAGGCAACAGACCUGUGGCCGUCCAAAAAAAGCUCAUUCAACUUGCUUUGUUUUUUGUUGUUGUACAUAAUUAGAUAGCUUACAAAUAGCUUAAUAAAUUAACAAUGAAAAAAGGAGUGUAAAAAAAACUUAUGGAUAGAAAAAACCUAUUGCCUCUGUUGCUGUUUUUGACCUUGUGUUUUUGUGCAUUUUAAAUUAUAUUUUUGAAAAGAUUUAUUCUACUUCUCUCAGAGUGUGACUGGCAAGCGGUCAGUCAGUCGUCCACGUGGCAUGAAUUGGACAGUAUUGCUUUGUUCAUUUUGCUGGUUGAAACGUUCAAAAGUUACCAUUCUGUAGCUGUCCCCCAUCAACCCCAAGAGAAGUUCCACUUCAUAGUACUUAACUUAAAGUUCAAGACACAACAACAAGAGAACAACAACUAUAUGGCUGUAAUACAAAAUGGCCGCCACCCAGGACAUCUUCUGUUCAUAAAUACAGAGUUUGUGUGGCACUCUUAUUUAUUCAAAUUUCUUUGUUUUUUACUUUUAUUUUGAAACCUCCUAUAUGGCAUUCCACUGGUGGUAUCUGGUGAGCUGUGGGGGAACUCGAGUCUGAAGUGACAACACCAAGGUGUAUGAUGAUGUCAUUGACUGUGUGUGUACAUCCUUAGCCCUUGUUACUGAAGCGAUCCCAACUUGCACUUUGAAAAGUCUUGUUUUCCACUGGUAUUCACGUAUCUCUUUAUAUGAAAGAACAAUCCCACCCUGACCCUUGACUUUUUGAAGUUUAUAUAUUUAUUAGCCUAUUUCUCCAUCCCUCACAGAACCAACACAGAACGGGGAAAAAAAUGAAAAAAGUUAACUUAUUUGGUUUCUGUCUUAUCUUAUUAUUUUCCUCCCUAUUUUUUUAUGAUUUUAUCCCUUAUUUUAAGAUUUUAUGUUUAAAAGUGAAACAAUGUCUUUUUCCCAAAUGGCACCCUAUUCCCUACACAGUGCACUACUUUUGACCAGACUCUGUCAAAAGUAGAGCACUAAGUAGAGAAUAGGGUGCCAUUUGGGAAACAGACAAUGGUGAAUCGUAGUGAAGUCAGUCAGGAUAACAGUCUAAUGUUGUUUUGUUAGACGGACAUUUGAAAUGUAAUCAGCCCCCAAGCUGCUCCCAGUACUGAGCCUCUUAGCAUCCACGGUCCAGUUCAAACUGACCCCAAGCUGCUCCCAGUACUGAGCCUCUUAGCAUCCACGGUCCAGUUCAAACUGACCCCAAGCUGCUCCCAGUACUGAGCCUCUUAGCAUCCACGGUCCAGUUCAAACUGACCCCAAGCUGUAUGGUCAUUUCUUCUCCGAGAGGCUGGGUGGAGUUUUUGUCGUAACAGUUUACACCUAUCCAAUAAUCCUAGAAUUUGCUAGGAGGGGAUGGGGGUGUAGGGUCAAGGGGUUGAUUUUGGACUCAGCCUACAAUAGCCAAGUCUAAUUGGCAAAUACUGAGCCAGCUACUAUACAAAAUGGGGGCUAACUAACUAACUCCACACUCCUCUAGUAGGAAGACAAGUAGUAGGCUUUACUAGAUGAUGUUUUAGUCAACAAAAUGUGUCUUACAUUUACAAAACGUCUCAGAUGAAUAUUAUUGAGAACAAAAGCCUAUGGUUUCAACGAAGGACAUCAUUCAUGGUGUAAAGUUAGAGUGUAAUCUUGCGGGAUUUCAUGAUCUCCUCAAAUUUUGAUGGUUCACUGACGAUGGUGCUUUCUCGAUAUAAACAAAUAAGCCAAACAACCUCAGAACACCAACAGUGUCCUCUUCUCUUUCACAGGGGGCAGAUUACUUCACUCUCCUUCAUUUACACUUUUAUCAUCUAGCGCUUUUUGUUUGUCGUUUUUUGAACCUGCACUAUGAGAAAAAAAGGGCCCAUAUUUAAUGAAAAACUGUGUUUUUCCCCAAUACCCUCUCUCUUUUGUGUGUGUUGUCUGGUGUCCUUAGUGCGGCCAUAUAAGUGAUACCUGCUUUUGCCUCUGUAUGGCUAGCAGUAUGUUGUUAUAUCCAGAUUUGGGGUCUAUUCUAACUCAAUUCCUAUCUGUUGAGUUCAAGAUGGGAAUUUCUUACCUGGUAUCCAAACUGAAUUCACAUUCCAUUUUGCGGAUGGAAUUUAGAUGGAAUUGACCUCCACCCUGAAUAAUGUCACUCCAGUGUACUAGGUAUUGGUCUUAUAGACAACGACUCGAAGGGGGGGAACGAAUAGCCUGGGACCCAGAUCUGUUUGUGCUGUCUUUCCAACUCCUAUGGUCAUUCUGGUCAAGACAGCACAUACAGAUCUGGGAACCAGGUUAAGGCAGAAUGAAUGGGUCAUAGUAGAUACAGCUAUUCCCACCUCCAAACAGGACAGACCUAGCCUGGGUUAAAUUAGGCUGAAUGCUGUGAUACGAGUUAGCGUAGCAUUCAGUCUGGUUUAACCAGGCUAUAGGAGAGACUAUAGUCCCCUUGUUGUUCAGAUGAACUCUGUGGCCAUCAAUCCUUUGUAGAACAUGCUGUCUGAUGAUGAUGAUUCUCGCUGUGUAAGUUUGAAAAUGCAAUACUUACAAUAAAACCUCCAAGAUUUUCAAACCGGAA